CCGAACAACAAGAUCCAGACUGCUUGCUCUUUUUUGAUUCUUCUUUGGUACGAUAAACAGCUUUAGUUCGUUUACUAGACUGAUGGAAAAAGAAAAGAUGAAUACCUCGACCGCUUUAAUUGUGGCUUUCGUUCUGUGGUUCAUUCGUUACGUACGAUCUGACUGCAGUCUUGGUUUGGGAAUGAUCACAGGAGACAUCCGGGACUCUCAAAUAACCGCCUCGUCUUCAUACUCAGAGUGGACGCAGCCAUUCGCCGGCAGACUUUGGAACACGAGGCGCCCUCAUGGCCAAACUUUCGGUGGCUGGUGUGCGACAGAUUGGGAUCGCACUCCAUAUUUACAAAUUGAUUUUGGACAGGAAAGUGUCAUAACAGCUGUGGCCACCCAAGGAUUGGAUUAUCCGUCGGGAAACUGGGUCAAAAAGUACUCCUUAAACUACAGUUGUGAUGGAAUGAAUUGGGAAACAUACCAAAAUAUGGACAAAGAUACGAGGUUGCGCGGGAACAAGGAUGACAGCUCAGUAGUGACAAACAAGUUGGAUAAGGCUAUCAUAGCACGAUUUAUUAGAAUACUUGUACGAGAAUGGAAUGAAUAUGGCAUCGUUUGCAUGAGAGUUGAAAUGUAUGGCUGCAACACAGAAGAGGGUGGAUAUAAAGACUGCAACGCUGCUGCCGGAAUGGAAAGGGGCCAGAUAUCAGAUAAACAAGUGACAGCAUCCAGUUUUAUUCAGGGGCACCACCCGCAUCAAGGCCGCCUCAAUAACGUUUUCAAGCAGGUCAAUGGCUCUGCUCUUUGGGGAAGCUGGUGUGCACAGAACGUGGACACGACGCAGUAUAUCCAGGUUGAUUUGAAAGAACUUCGUAACAUCUCUGGCGUUGCGACACAAGGAUCUGUUAGCAUGGGGACCUGGGUAACAGAAUACACGCUAAAUUAUAGUUCAGACGGCUUACAAUGGCAAACGUACAGCAACGAAACUGGAAUAGCAAUGACGCUGCGAGGAAACUGGGACGAGGUGACAGUUCAUAAGAACAUGUUUAAGCGACGCAUAAGCGCGCGUUACCUCCGUUUUAAUCCAAGGGCCUGGACACCACUCGGGCAGAUUUGUAUGAGGGUAGAAAUUUACUUGUGCCAGAUUUAUCAAGGAUGUUCCAAGCCCACAGAGCGGAGUCCAACCGAAACUUCAACAACCUUCUCCGACAAGACAUUUCCUUCCACAAGAAAAUUAACACCCAGUGCGACUUUAAAAUCGUCUACAAAACGUACAAACCCGACUGUUGCAAGCGAAAGCGUAGCUAGAAAACUUUACUCCAAAGGAUUCAGAAGAAAAACGACUGACACCAUUUGCCUUAUGGCUGCGUGGUUAUUGCUGAUGGUAAAUUUGUUAGUGGAUUAACUAAUAACAAGCAAAUUGGAUUUUAUGUUCAACUGGGAUUUUAUCAGGGACACAAGCAAAGAAAUGCGCUUCAUUAAAUGAUAAAGAAGUCAGAUAAAGAAUAAAGCUGAUAUACUGCUCCAAGUUGAAUAUUGCAGAGUUAAACUGGGGUUAUGUCGACCGAAUGAGAACAACUGCACAAAAAAUAUUUGGAAGGCUUCAAGACCUACAAGGCACCAUGUAAAAUUUCCUGUAAAAAGAUUCUCAGAGGAACGGUGAAAAUAUCCAGAAUGGGGCAACAGUGAUAAAACAAAAAGCGCAGUUUAAUUUGAUACAGAGUAAAAAAAAUUAUGAACCACUAAAGCUACGUCUUGAAUAAAUACGUAUAAAAAUAAAUAUCUUAUUUCACAAGGA
Messenger RNA from Pocillopora damicornis (cauliflower coral), 1786 nucleotides. RefSeq names its product lactadherin. Lineage: Eukaryota; Metazoa; Cnidaria; Anthozoa; Scleractinia; Pocilloporidae. The record is from RefSeq and is a predicted model, not a curated record.